This is a messenger RNA of Perca flavescens (yellow perch), 1086 nucleotides long. Its product is annotated as fibrinogen-like protein 1. Bases 73 to 900 code for a protein of 275 amino acids. Gene Ontology annotation, cellular component: fibrinogen complex. Gene Ontology annotation, molecular function: protein-macromolecule adaptor activity; extracellular matrix structural constituent. Gene Ontology annotation, biological process: positive regulation of heterotypic cell-cell adhesion; fibrinolysis; blood coagulation, common pathway. NCBI's taxonomy places the organism in Eukaryota, Metazoa, Chordata, Actinopteri, Perciformes, Percidae. The record is from RefSeq and is a predicted model, not a curated record. The transcript is spliced from 6 exons.
UCUUUCUCUUUUCAGGCCCCUGUGCCAUGUGAGGAGAAUGUGGUCCAUCUGGAAGCAAAGAUCCAGGGCCUGAUGAAUGUGAUCAACAACCAGCAUCUCUACAUCCAGGAGCUCCACAACAGCCAGGCACAGGAUCUGGAGUACAUACCCAACUCACACCUGGGCCCUGAGAACCUCUAUAGAGACUGCUCCGAGGUGUUUGCAGACGGUAACGUGGCCAGUGGCCUGUACGUGAUUCGUCCGGACGCCUCUCCCACCGCACUGAGCGUCUACUGUGACAUGAACAACGGAGGAGGAUGGACUGUCUUCCAGAGGAGAAGAGACGGCACAGAGAACUUUGACAGAGCGUGGGUGGAGUACAAGCAUGGAUUUGGAGACCUCUACUCCCCUGAUGGAGAAUUCUGGCUGGGCAAUAAUCGUCUACAUGAUCUCACCUCACAAGGAAACUACACCCUGCGGAUCAACAUGGAGGACUUUGAGGGUAAUCAGCGCUAUGCAGAGUACAAGAACUUCAAAGUGGAUGAUGAAAAGGACCAGUACCAAUUACAUGUGAGAGAGUAUACUGGGAAUGCAGGGGAUGCCCUGGCUGAUGGCCCCCCUUUUGCUGGGCAGAAAUGGACCAGUCCAGGCUUGGACUCAAGCAGGGUCAAAUUCAGCACCUAUGACCACAAGAAUGACGGUGACACUAGGUGUAUCAGACACAGCAAGUCAGGCUGGUGGUUCAGCAGGUGUGAUUCAGGCAACUUGAAUGGUCACUACUACAACGGGCCGUACCAAGCAAUGGCGGAUGAUGGGGUGGUGUGGUACACAUGGCACGGUUGGUGGUACUCCAUCAAAUCCGUAGUCAUGAUGGUACGAGCCACUGACCUCGAACAUCCGCCACUGGUAAUUGCGCCGUGAUUCGUGAUUCCAGAAAAGCUCCUCAUUGAUGUGCCUCAUGGCCGAUAGGCUGAAGGCAAGUUUGGAAGCAACGUGUCUCCUUACUAGAGCUAAAAAGCUUACUGUUUUUUACACAUUUGACUUAAACUGAAUAUAUUUUCACCAAAAUGUAUACCUUGCAUUUAUUUUAAUGUUCAAAAUAAAACA